AUGAGCAAUAACGUUCUGGAAUACAAGGGUGUCCUCACCGGUGGCCACACCGGCUGGGUCACGUCGAUCUCUUGCCCCAGCAGGAGCGACGUAAACACCGUUGUAUCCGCUUCUAGAGACAAAAAGAUUUUGAUCUGGGAAGUAUACAAGGACGAAAUCGAUGGUGAAAUCGGUGUUGCGAAGAAGUCGCUUACCGGCCACUCACAGGCCAUCCAGGAUGUUACCAUGUCCUUUGAUGGUCUUUUCGCCCUUUCCGGCUCUUGGGACAACACCCUGAGGCUCUGGGAUUUGGUCAAGGCGAAGACCGUGCGUGUCUUCAACGGCCACACCAGCGACGUCUACAGCGUCGACUUCAGCCCCGACAACCGACAGAUCAUUUCCGGUAGUCGCGACAAAACCAUUAAACUGUGGAACACUGUGUCUGAGUGCAAACGCACUGUCAGCAACGCCCACAGCGACUGGGUAUCGUGCGUCCGUUUCUCGCCCAACCCGCACGAGCACGUCUUCGUCUCUGGCGGCUGGGACAAGAUCGUAAAGGUGUGGGACCUUGCUACCUGCAACCUGAAGUUCAACCUGACCGGCCACGAGGGUACUGUCGCGUGCACCUCCAUUUCUCCCGACGGUUCACUGUGCGCCUCGGGUGGCAAAGACGGUGUCGCACGCCUUUGGGACAUGAAGGAGGGCAACAGCCUGCACCUGUUGGAGGCUGGGUCUCCUAUCAACGCGCUCUGCUUCUCACCCUGCAACUACUGGCUUUGCGUCGCCACAGACAAGGUGAUCAAGAUAUGGAACCUGGAGAACAAGAACGUGCUCGCCGAAAUCGCGAGUGAAAAGCCCAAAAAGUUCGGCCUUCCCUGGUGCAUAUCGCUCUGCUGGAACCCGGACGGCACGACACUUUUCGCCGGUUCCACGGAUGGCAACAUCUAUGUCUACCAGGUGAACAAGAAUUACAACUACAUAGCCAGCUGA
Babesia ovata is the source of this 969-nucleotide messenger RNA. Its product is annotated as guanine nucleotide-binding protein. The transcript has 4 exons. Gene Ontology annotation, biological process: rescue of stalled cytosolic ribosome; positive regulation of protein phosphorylation. Gene Ontology annotation, cellular component: cytosol; nucleus. The coding region runs from base 1 to 969 and encodes 322 amino acids. NCBI's taxonomy places the organism in Eukaryota, Apicomplexa, Aconoidasida, Piroplasmida, Babesiidae. Gene Ontology annotation, molecular function: protein kinase C binding; translation regulator activity; ribosome binding. The record is from RefSeq and is a predicted model, not a curated record.